AUGGGGCCGAUGUUGAGGCUAACGAUCAGUAAACACGCUGUGUACUUCACAUGUAAAAAGUGUGUACCUGUGUCAGGUAACGGACAAAAGCUGCUCAACAGUGGCAUCAACAGCAGCCACACAGGUGUCCAGGAUUUGUCUGUGGCUGGAGCUUCUCAUCUAGAUUUUACAGGAGUUGUUGAUCAGUCCAGUCAUGACUUCCUCUUUGGCCUGAUGGAUGGAGCUGGGCCAUUUGGACCAGAUCGAGCUGGGCCAUUUGGACCAGGUGAAGCUGGAUCAUUUGGACCAGGUGGAGCUGGGACAUUUGGGCCAGAUGGAGUUGGGUCAUUUGGACCAGAUGGAGUUGGGUCAUUUGGGCCAGAUGGAGUUGGGUCAUUUGGACCAGAUGGAGUUGGGCCAUUUGGACCAGGUGGAGCCGAGUCAUUUGGACCAGAUGGAGCUGGGCAAUUUGGAGCAGAUGUCCAUGUUGAUAUUGCAGCUCACACAAAUCCACCAACCCAGCUGGAUUCUACAGUGAUGAGUUCAAGUGUGACAGCAGCUUUUGGUAACAAUAUAGACCAGCCACAAGGUACCACCCAUCUACUUUAACCACUGCAGACUUCAACAU
Thalassophryne amazonica is the source of this 607-nucleotide messenger RNA. Its product is annotated as spidroin-2-like. The coding region runs from base 1 to 588 and encodes 195 amino acids. The transcript has 7 exons. The record is from RefSeq and is a predicted model, not a curated record. Lineage: Eukaryota; Metazoa; Chordata; Actinopteri; Batrachoidiformes; Batrachoididae.